AUGGCUGUUCAGGUGUCCGAGUCAGACCAGAUCAAACAGUUCAAGGAGUUCCUGGGGACGUACAACAAACUGACAGAGAACUGCUUCAUGGACUGCGUCAAGGACUUCACCAGCCGGGAGGUCCGGCCUGAAGAGUCGAGCUGCUCAGAGUCGUGUCUCCAGAAAUACCUGAAGAUGACGCAGCGGAUCUCCAUGCGCUUUCAGGAGUACCACAUCCAGCAGAAUGAGGCGCUGGCUGCAAAAGCGGGUCUGCUGGCUCAGCCCAGAUGA
Nerophis lumbriciformis (worm pipefish) is the source of this 270-nucleotide messenger RNA. NCBI's taxonomy places the organism in Eukaryota, Metazoa, Chordata, Actinopteri, Syngnathiformes, Syngnathidae. The record is from RefSeq and is a predicted model, not a curated record.